AUGCACGACACCCGCCGCUCCUCCCACUCGACGUAUACCCGGGACUGGAAAAAGAGCGUCCAGCAAGGCGGAGGGAUGGCCAAGAACAAGGACCACCCGUACUCGCACGACGAGUCGGGCAGAAGAGAGUCCAACGAGACAUACAUACCACAACCGCCCAAAAAGAGCUUUUUCCAAAGAAUCUUUGGCUGUACUUGCUUUGAACUGGACGUCCACCAAGACCCCGUCAGGCGAUAUCGCCCUACGGCCGAAAGUACCCAGCAAUCACCCCCACCCCCAUCUUACACCCAUGCCGAUCCCUUCCCUAUAGCCCCCCUGGGAUCCAAUCACAGGGCCACGGACUCGACGGCGUCUGUCAGUACGACACUGUCUGGACCUGCGCUGUCGAAUCUGCUGUUCAUCCCCAGGCAGGAGGACGAGGCGUUCAAGACGUAUGCACCGCCGAACGGGUCUUUUGCCGGGGGCACGACGGGCGGGGCAGGAGCAGGCGGUGGCUGA
Molecule: messenger RNA, 498 nt
Organism: Cryptococcus wingfieldii CBS 7118
Lineage: Eukaryota; Fungi; Basidiomycota; Tremellomycetes; Tremellales; Cryptococcaceae
Exons: 4
Coding region: 1-498 (165 amino acids)
Source: RefSeq, a predicted model, not a curated record